Pyrus x bretschneideri (Chinese white pear) is the source of this 5000-nucleotide messenger RNA. Its product is annotated as myosin-8-like. The transcript is spliced from 38 exons. Gene Ontology annotation, cellular component: cytoplasm; myosin complex; actin cytoskeleton. Lineage: Eukaryota; Viridiplantae; Streptophyta; Magnoliopsida; Rosales; Rosaceae. The coding region runs from base 1 to 4539 and encodes 1512 amino acids. The record is from RefSeq and is a predicted model, not a curated record. Gene Ontology annotation, molecular function: actin filament binding; microfilament motor activity; ATP binding. Gene Ontology annotation, biological process: vesicle transport along actin filament; actin filament organization.
AUGUCCACACAGGCUGCCAAUGUCAGUUUGGCGGUUGGAUCUCAUGUUUGGGUCGAGGAUCCUGAGGAAGCCUGGAUUGAUGGAGAAGUUGUAGGAGUCAAUAAUGAAGAGAUUGAAAUAAACUGUACAUCAGGGAAGACGGUUACGGUCAAAGCAUCCAGUGUCUACCCAAAGGAUCCUGAAUUUCCUCAAUGUGGUGUAAACGAUAUGACAAAGUUGGCUUAUCUGCAUGAACCAGGGGUUUUGCAGAAUUUAAAAAGUCGAUACACUAUAAAUGAAAUAUAUACUUAUACAGGAAGUAUAUUGAUAGCUGUGAACCCCUUCCGGAGGUUACCUCAUUUAUAUGAUAAUCAUAUGAUGGAGCAGUAUAAAGGGGUGGCUUUAGGUGAGCUGAGUCCACAUCCUUUUGCUAUUGCUGAUGCUGCCUACAGACAGAUGAUUAACGAGGGAAUAAGCCAAGCAAUUUUGGUCAGUGGGGAAAGUGGAGCCGGAAAAACAGAAAGUACAAAGAUGCUUAUGCGUUAUCUUGCCCAUAUGGGUGGGAGAGCUGUAUCUGAGGGGCGGUCUGUGGAACAGCAAGUCCUGGAGUCUAACCCUGUUCUUGAAGCAUUUGGUAAUGCAAAGACUGUCAGAAAUAAUAAUUCCAGUCGUUUUGGUAAGUUCGUGGAGCUUCAGUUUGAUAAAACGGGCAGAAUCUCAGGAGCUGCCAUUAGAACUUAUUUAUUGGAGCGAUCCCGAGUUUGUCAAGUAUCUGAUCCAGAGAGAAAUUACCAUUGCUUUUAUAUGCUCUGUUCUGCACCUCCAGAGGAUGUCGAGAAGUACAAAUUGGGAAAUCUAAGAACAUUUCAUUAUUUAAAUCAGUCAAACUGCUAUGAGCUGGAUGGGGUGGAUGAUUCUGAGGAGUACCUCACAACUAGGAAAGCUAUGGAUGUGGUUGGGAUCAGCUCUGAUGAGCAGGAUGCAAUAUUUCGAGUUGUAGCUGCAAUACUUCAUUUAGGCAAUGUUAACUUUGCAAAAGAGAAUGAAACUGAUUCUUCUGAACCCAAGGAUGACAAAUCUCGGUUCCAUCUCAGAACUGCUGCUGAACUUUUCAUGUGUGAUGAGCAAUCUCUUGAAGAUUCUCUGUGCAAACGUGUGAUUGUGACCCGUGAUGAGACCAUAACGAAAAGCUUGGAUCCAGAUUCUGCAGCCAUCAGUAGAGACGCAUUGGCCAAAAUUGUUUAUUCAAGAUUAUUUGAUUGGCUUGUGAACAAGAUAAAUAACUCUAUUGGUCAGGAUCCUGAUUCCAAAAAUUUGAUUGGAGUUCUGGAUAUUUAUGGAUUCGAGAGUUUCAAGACAAACAGCUUUGAGCAAUUUUGUAUCAAUUUGACAAAUGAAAAAUUGCAGCAGCAUUUCAACCAGCAUGUGUUCAAGAUGGAGCAAGAAGAAUAUACUAAAGAAGAAAUUGAUUGGAGUUACAUAGAGUUCAUCGAUAAUCAGGAUAUUCUUGAUCUCAUUGAAAGGAAGCCUGGUGGCAUCAUUGCUCUUCUGGAUGAGGCUUGUAUGUUCCCAAGAUCAACACAUGAAACAUUUUCACAGAAGCUUUAUCAAACUUUCAAAGACCAUAAACGUUUUAACAAGCCAAAAUUGUCGCCUACCGACUUUACCAUUUGCCAUUAUGCUGGCGAUGUUACUUAUCAAACAGAGUUCUUCCUGGAUAAGAACAAAGAUUAUGUUGUUGCAGAGCAUCAAGCACUCCUUAGUGCCUCCAAAUGCUCUUUUGUUUCAGGCUUGUUCCCUCUUUUACCCGAAGAAUCUGCCAAACAAUCAAAGUUCUCAUCAAUAGGUUCUCGAUUCAAGCAACAAUUGCAAUCAUUGCUUGAAACGCUAAGUGCCAUUGAGCCUCACUACAUACGCUGUGUAAAGCCAAAUAAUCAACUCAAACCGGCCAUAUUUGAAAAUAGUGCUGUUUUACAGCAGCUUUGCUGCGGGGGAGUAAUGGAGGCAAUUCGGAUUAGUUGUGCUGGAUAUCCAACUAGAAAGACCUUUGCAGAAUUUACAAGUCGUUUUAAAAUUCUGGCACCUGAGGUUCUAAAUGGAAGCGUUGAUGAGGUCACCGCAUGCAAGAAGCUUUUACAAAAGGUCAACCUCAAGGGAUAUCAGGUUGGGAAAACAAAAGUGUUCCUCAGGGCUGGCCAGAUGGCAGAAUUAGAUGCUUAUCGAAGUGAGGUAUUGGGAAGAUCGGCUAGCGUUAUGCAGAGAAAAGUUCGCUCCUACCUAUGUCGCAAAAAAUUUGUCUUGUUGCGGUUGUCUGCCAUCCAAGUCCAAGCCUUAUGUAGAGGACAAGUUGCACGCCAUCGAUAUGAAAACAUGAGAAGGGAAGCUGCUUCUGUGAUUAUCCAGAAAUAUGGUCGCUCGUAUCUUUCUAGGAAUGAUUAUAAAAACUUGUGCUCUUCAGCUGUUUCUAUUCAAACUGGUAUGCGAGGGCUGGCUGCUCGUAAGGAGCUUAGGUCCAGGAGGAAAACAAGGGCUACAACUGUGAUACAGAGUCAUUGCCGGAAACACUUAGCCCAUGCUCGUUAUUUGAGGAUGAAGAAAGCAGCUAUUGUGUGGCAAUGUGGUUGGAGACAAAUAGUUGCUCGUAAAGAGUUGCGGAAGCUAAAGAUGGCUGCAAAGGAAACUGGUGCUCUCCAAGAAGCCAAAAAUAAGCUGGAAAAGGAAGUUGAAGAGCUAACCUGGCGCCUGCAGCUGGAGAAGCAAAUGAGGGCUGACAUGGAAGAGGCCAAAACAAAGGAAAAUGCGAAGUUGCAGUCUGCUUUGAAAGAGAUGCAACUUGAAUUUCAAGAAACUAAAUCCCUGCUUAUGAAGGAACGUGAGGCUGCAGCAACAGCGUCAGAGGAGGCAGCAAAAGCGGCUGAGGCUGCAGCAAAAGUGGCUGAACAAGUGCCAGUUGUACAGGAGGUUUCAGUUGUUGAUCAGGAAAUAGUCAAUAAGCUUACUGCUGAAAAUGAGCAGCUCAAGGCCCUCGUAGACUCACUGGAAAAGAAGAUUGAUGAAACAAAGAAAAAGUUUGAAGAAACAAGCAGGCUCAGUGAAGAGCGGCUCAAGCAGGCUAUGGAGGCAGAAUCAAAGAUAAUUGAUUUGAAGACUGCCAUGCAGAGGCUAGAAGAAAAACUUUCUGACAUAGAAACCGAGGACCAAAUUUUGCGUCAGCAGGCAUUAAAGAUGUCAGCUUCUAUGAAAAUGUCAGAGCAUUUGGCGGGAAAAGAAACUCAGCCUUUGGGGAAUGGUCAUCAUGAACCACUGAGACCUACACCGUCAAAGAAAUUUGGCUCAGAGUCUUUCAGGAAAUCCCAAAUUGAAAGACACAUGUAUGAGGGUGUAGAUACUCUUAUGAAAUGCGUGACAGGUAAUCUUGGGUUCAGUGAAGGAAAGCCAGUUGCCGCAAUAACACUAUACAAAUGUCUUCUCCACUGGAAAUUAUUUGAAGCGGAAAAAACUAGUGUAUUUGACCGACUUAUUCAGAUAAUUGGUUCUGAAAUUGAGGACCAGGAUAACACUGAUCAUAUGGCUUAUUGGCUUUCCAAUACAUCUACAUUGUUGUUCUUGAUCCAGCGGAGUUUAAGAACUGCUCCACGAAAACCUCCUACUCCUACGUCUUUAUUUGGAAGGAUGACGCAAGGCUUCCGAUCGUCUUCUGCCAAUCUUUCAGUUGGUGCUUCUGAUUUAGUGCGUCAGGUUGAGGCCAAGUAUCCGGCUUUGCUCUUUAAGCAACAACUUACAGCAUACGUAGAAAAGAUGUAUGGAAUCGUCCGAGACAAUUUGAAGAAGGAAUUAUCACUUCAUCUUUCUUCUUGCAUCCAGGCACCCAAAACACCAAAAAGUGGUGUUUCAAAAUCACCUGAAGGAUCAACUGGUAACAGUCCUCAGGCUAAUCCUUGGAAUAGCAUCAUUGCAAAUCUUAGUGGGUUUCUCUCUACAUUGAAAGAAAAUUGUGUGCCUCCAAUUCUUGUCCAGAAGAUAUUUACUCAAAUGUUCUCAUAUAUCAAUGUACAGAUUUUUAAUAGCCUUCUUUUUCGUCGAGAGUGCUGCACCUUCAACAAUGGCCAAUAUGUGAAGAAUGGGCUAGCUGAAUUGGAGCUAUGGUGUAACCUAGCAAAAGAAGAGUAUGCUGGCUCAUCAUGGGAUGAACUCAAAUAUAUUAGGCAGGCUGUAGGAUUCUUGGUUCUACACCAAAAGUCCAGAAUCUCCUAUGAUGAACUAACAAAUGACCUAUGCCCUGCAUUGAGUGUUCAACAACUUCAUAGAGUAUGCACACUAUUUUUGGAUGACGAUUACAACACUCAAAGUGUUGCCCCUGAUGUCAUUUCCAGCAUGAACUUUCUAAUGACAGAUGAAUCCAGCGGUGACGAUAGCAGCUCCUUUUUGCUGGAUGACAAUUCCAGCCUUCCUUUCUCAAUUGAAGAUAUAUCUGGUUGCAUGCAAGACCAGAGCUAUUCAGAUGUAAAACCUCCUGCAGAGCUUUUGGAGAAUCCAGACUUCCACUUUUUACAGGAGUAAGGCGGUCACUUCCACAACUUUCCUCUUUGUGGUACACGUUUUGACAAGGAUUUAACCGAAACUUCAGUUCUUUCAAGAUCUGCCCCAAAUUUUUUGCCACUUCAGGUGCUCAUCUUCAUUGUAACUUCCAUUGUCCUGGGUGUAGAAUUCUUAUAUCCAGUUAGAAUUGUUAAAUUAUUUUAGGCUGGUUCGGAUAGAUAGAGGGGCAGGAUAGGCUCCACAGCUUGAUUUCAUUCCAUAACGGGACAUCGAUGCAGCAUUCUUUAUAGGGAUGGUAGCAGGGAAGAAUAUUGUGAGUGUAGUUUGGGUGGGAGGAGUUGAUCUCAAAAACUACUGCUUCUGCCACAAAUCUUCAUUUGUACAAAGUGGUAGAAUGUAUUACAGUACAAGGUACAUAUAGUGGAUUUAUUUGCCUCAAUGCUUUGAGCAAAACCUAUUGCAGAAACAGCUAUUCUUCCUUA